AGCGGAAGUGGCGUUCCCGGGAGGCCAGCGUUCUGAUGGCCAUGGGGCGGCCGUGGGAGAAGCUGCUAGCCGUGGCGCGGGGCUGCGGCAGCGCGGGGCCGUGGGUCGCGGGCUCCGCGCCUCCCGUCGUAGGCCCCAAGCUGCGCCGCCCGUGGGCCCGUACCUUGCGUCGCUGGCUGCUGCGGCCGCCCGAGCCGCCGUACAGACACGUGUGCCAGGUGGGCGAGCCGGCGCUGCGGGCCGUGGCGGUGCCCGUGGACGCAGCGCGGCUGGCGGGGCCCGAGGCGCAGGCGCUGAUCGCGCGACUGGUGCACGUGAUGCGCGCGCAGGGCGCCGUGGGGCUGAGCGCUCCGCAGCUUGGUGUGCCGCUGCAGGUGCUGGCCGUGGAGUUCCCCGAGCGCCUGCUCGCCAGCUACCCGCCCGCCGUGCGAGAGGCCCGCCGCAUGGCCCCCUGCCCGCUGCGCGUGCUCGUCAACCCGCGCGUGCGCGUGCUCGACGCCAGCCUCGACACCUUCCCCGAGGGCUGCCUCAGCGUGGCUGGCUUCCUGGCGUGCGUGCCACGCUGCCGGGCGGUGCAGGUCGAAGGGUUGAAUGAAAAUGGAGAAUCUGUGGUGUGGCAGGCCAGUGGAUGGCUUGCCCGGAUUAUACAGCAUGAGAUGGACCACUUGCAAGGCUGUCUCUUCAUUGACAAAAUGGACAGCAAGACUUUUACAAAUGUGCGGUGGAUGGAAGUAAAUGACUGAAGUCUUCCUCUCCAGAGUGAAUUCUGAAAAAGCAUCUUCCAGUAGCUGUAACCUUAGGCUGGCCGCGUUUGAAGUUAAUGAUGUGCUUGGCCUACAUUUCGCUGAUCACAAUGGUUAGAAAUUACUGAUUCAAAGAACAUCUAUAAUGAAAUUAGUGCUCUGGGCAAAAUAUUUGACCUCCACUUUUGAAAAGGAGUAAUUAUCGCUUGGAGAUACCUAAUAAAAGAGGCAAUGUAUUGUGUAUAAA
This is a messenger RNA of Phascolarctos cinereus (koala), 990 nucleotides long. It is a transcript of the gene COG8, whose product is annotated as component of oligomeric golgi complex 8. The record is from RefSeq and is a predicted model, not a curated record. Gene Ontology annotation, molecular function: peptide deformylase activity. Lineage: Eukaryota; Metazoa; Chordata; Mammalia; Diprotodontia; Phascolarctidae. Gene Ontology annotation, cellular component: COG complex; mitochondrion. Gene Ontology annotation, biological process: peptidyl-methionine modification; N-terminal protein amino acid modification; intra-Golgi vesicle-mediated transport.